Oxyura jamaicensis (ruddy duck) is the source of this 1336-nucleotide messenger RNA. Its product is annotated as sterile alpha motif domain-containing protein 12-like. The record is from RefSeq and is a predicted model, not a curated record. Gene Ontology annotation, molecular function: protein binding. The coding region runs from base 344 to 673 and encodes 109 amino acids. Gene Ontology annotation, biological process: cell surface receptor protein tyrosine kinase signaling pathway. Lineage: Eukaryota; Metazoa; Chordata; Aves; Anseriformes; Anatidae. The transcript is spliced from 3 exons. Gene Ontology annotation, cellular component: cytoplasmic side of plasma membrane.
CUGACCUGUCCCCAGGAACCCGCCGGGGGCCCCGUGGAAGGGGGGCACAAGCGCCGGGGGCUGUUGCAGGUACGGGCAGGGCUGCAGCCCUUGGGGAUGUGACUCAUCCUCGGGGCUCGCCCUGUUCUGGCGCUGGCGCUGGAGGUGAGGCUGCUCCGGUGCGUCCCGUGUCGAGCUGUACGGGGUACACGAGGGCUUUUACCCCGUGGGACGGGCUGCGAUGGGCCCGUUCUGCACCUAACGGGGAUGGGAGAGAGGGGGGAGCCUUUGCAGAGCUCCUUCGCCUGGUCGCGCCCCCUCUGCAGGGAGCCCCAGCUGCCCUCAAGCCCUGCCGGACCCCCACAUGGACACCGAGGUGCAGGCCGGUGCUGAGGCACUGUCGGAGGGAUGUUCGCUGGCCGAGGUAUCGGAGGGGCCCCCGGCGCAGUGGACGGUGCCGGAGGUGUGCGCCUGGCUGGGUGCGCGGCGCGGGGACGGGGACCUGGCGCAGCUGGCGGCCGAGCACGCGGUCACCGGCCGGGCCCUGCUGCGACUGACCGAGGGGACCCUGCGACGCAUGGGGGUCGCCCCCCGCAGCCGGCGCCGGGAGCUGCUGCGGGAGCUGCUGGGGCUGCGGCUGCAGCAGGAGCUGGAGGAGCUGCUGAGCAUCGCCGGGGGUGAGCAUCCCCCGUAGCGCAUCCACGGGGGGCACCGGCCGUGACGAUGCCAAGGGUCCCCCCAGAUGGACUGCGGUCCCCUCUGUCCCCAGAGUGACGUGGACGAGAGCUUGCGGGCAGGGAGGCGAUGCCAUGGGAUGACAAAGCGGUGGCUGGAAUUAAGCACGCAACAUGGCAACGGUGCUGGAAGGAGUCCCGAGGCCACCGUGUCCUCCAGUAAAGCCCAAACCUGGCUGGCGAGGCAGGGCUGCACGAGAAGGUGCCUGCCCUCGUGCCGCGCCCUGUGAGCCACCCGCUGCUGGGUGACACCGGCUCCCACAAGGUGCCCACUGCGCCCUGCGGGGUGUGGGAAUAAUGCAGCAGGGACCAUCCCCAGCCACCAGAUCCUGCUGCAACCCCAUGGUGCGAGGGAUACAGGGACACAGAGGGGUCACACCUUCCUUGGCAGUGCUUGGGAGCAGCACAUCGAUGGGGGAGCCCACAAAGGAGGAGCCGGGGCACCCUCUGCCUCCGACCCCGGGGCUGGCGGGAUGCGCAGAGCAACGGGGCAGGGCUGAGGGCCUCAAUAAACGUGGCUGGAGCCGUGAAACCACCGGAGUGGCCGUGCUUGAGGGAUCUGCCGCCCCUCAGACAGCGAGGAGGGGCAGCCUGGGCUGUGGGCACGAGGUAGAAGGGUCCCC